AACCGCAUGCAACGCAAUAACGCUAUUUUUCGCAUUUUUCACGCAUUACAACUGAAAUUAAAGCAAUUAAUGUGUUUUUGGAUUAGUUAAUGAGAAUGGCAUUUACACGAGAAGUAAUCACACUUCAAAUUGGAAACUAUUCCAAUUACGUUGGCACACAUUGGUGGAAUAUUCAGGAAUCAGCAUUUAAUUACAAUCCACAUGGUGCACCGUCAGAAGUGAGCAACGAUAUUUUAUUCCGUGAAGGUGUAAAUCAACAGGGUUAUAUUACAUACACUCCUCGUUUGUUGUUGAUUGACCAUCAUGGUGCCUUAUCGCACUUGCCAGCCGAUGGAGGAUUGUACAGUGAUCAAGCAUCGCUUCUAAAAAAAGUCCAGUCGGAAGAGAUGAAAGUUACUGAACAGGAUACUUUAUGGGAGCCAAACCGUUUGGAAGUAUUAGAAAAUGACCCUAUUGAAAAACCAGAGUAUCAGAAAGAUUUGGAUGGAACCGCUGAAUCGGUUGAGGAAAAACAAUACGAUUUUCGAAACAACACGAAAACAUGGGCCGAUUAUAUGUACACGCGAUAUCAUCCACGAAGUAUAAAUCUACUGCCUGCAUUGAACAAAUCAAGCGAUAUUGCUUUUGAUUGUUACACACGUGGUGCACAAAUGUGGACGGAAAAUUAUUUCGACGAUGAGUUUGGAGAUCGCAUACGGCAGUACAUUGAGGAAUGUAACAAUUGCCAAGGGUUUCAAAUGUUAUUCGAUGCAUCUGAUGCAUUUUCUGGGCUAGCGUUGAAAAUUUUAGAGCACAUUCAAGAUGAUUAUGGUAAAACCAAUUUUACCAUACCGAUAUUUUCACCGAAGCAAAUCGCAUGCGGCCCUGAAGCUACGGAAGCACUAUGUGAUUCAACGCGUGUAAUUAAUGCAGCCUUAACAUACGGAAAUAUUAUCGAUUACAGUUCCUUGAUUCUACCUCUUUCGACGAUGACGCGAUGCUGGCGUAAUUUAUCACGACCACGAUUAUUCCCACACUUCAAAUAUGAUUCAUCCAAUUUGUACGAAACAUCAUCAAUUUUAGCCACCUACCUCGACACAAUUAGUUUGCGUUAUCGUAUGAGUGAAACGAUUGACACGUGUCACUUAGCUGGUUUUUGUAAUGAUUUAACGAAUUAUGGACGAAAAUUGGCAGCCGCUGGAUUGGCUAUGCCAUUCAACAUGUCAUCUGAGCACGAACUCAUCGACUGUCUCGAUCAAUUUGAUGGCAAAUUAUUCACACAACUAUCGCCCAAUUCGGAAAUCGGCACCGAUCGCAUCGUACAGAGUGUCAGCGUGCGUGGAAUUCCAGGGAGUCGUCUCAAAAAUACAAAGUUACGAAAAGAAAUUGAGCGUCAGCACAGAAUGGCCGCAUAUCGUUGCGAUAGCGUUGCCGAAAUGUUCCAAAUGUAUUUUCAAUGCAGUAAUUACAAUAGUCUUUCACACGUUUCGGCAUUGCAAAGCGGAAUGAUCACAAAGAAACCAUUCCCAGUGGAGAUUUUUGAUAGUCGUCUGAAUUCAAAGGGAUUCUACAACGAAUUUGAAAUGAGCGUUGACGAAGCGGCAAAAAAUAAAGUCGAUUCAAUUCCAGUUUUGGCCACGGCGCAGUCUUCGAAUGAAUUGGCUGAAACGUUAGAAAGUCUACAUAGAGAAGCCAAACGGAUCAAAGUGGCGAGAAUUCAUCGGUUUAAGGAGUGUGGUUUGGAGCCGGACGAAUACGAAGAAACACUGGAAAAAAUUGUCGAAUUCAAAGAUAAUUAUGAAGAUGCCUUUGAACUGUAAAAGUAAUAUUAUUUUCAUAGUAAAAACAUUGUUUUCGCUCUUGUUUUAAAAAAAAAAUUGAGCUUAAUGUCGUCAAUAAAGCACAUUGGCUGUAUUUUUUCGACUGAAAUUUUAAAAAAUUGGUUCUUUCUAUCGAACAUUUUUACGGCUGAGAGAAAAAGUAAGUUUGAGUGUGAAAAAAGAAGUCGGUACUCGUCUGCACACGUGUACAUUGCACAUAACGAGCCCGCGAUUGUAACGACAACAACCUGAGAUUGAAUUUCUGCUGCUGAGCAGGCCUCAGCUGUACUGGAUUUUCUGACUCAGACGCUGAAGCGCUAUUUUAACGCAAUCACAGUGCAAUAUGUUUAUUGUUAGCAGAAAUCCACUUAAGUCCAUCGUAUAUCAAUAAAAUGUGGAUCUUUGCUAGCAUUGAAUAUUUUGCACCGCCAAAACGUUAAAAUAACGUUCCAGCGCCUGUGUCAGGAAAUUCAGUUCAGCAGGCCUACUCAGCAGCGAAACCACACUCCCUGACAACGACUGGAAAGCUACAUUUUACAAAACAGCACGUUUGCAUAUGGUUGACCUUGAAAAAAUACACUUUUUAAGGAAUUCCGAUGCACAAGUUUGAAACAAUUUGAUUGCACUCGAACACUGUCAUUAAUAUAAUUAAAGACAUGCGCGAUAUAUUCAAAUACCCCACCAAUUUUAUUUCUUUUGCUUAUAAAUUGGCCAAUGGCGAUUGUUAUUUCGUUUAGUGUGACUGCGAACUUGGAUACAAUAAGUAUUUGUUCCCGUAGUUAGAAACAUCAAUUCGAAUAACAAGAGUGAAUAAAACGCAAUUAAUAAAUAAUUUUGGAGAGAUUUUCAUUUAUAGAGCUAUUAGAGUUGGUGUUAUGAAAAGAAAAAGAGGCCAAGAAAAAGAGCCAUUACCCUCAACUAUGGAGAGUGCUAGCAGUGAAUUGAAAGCGAACGAAGAAGUGGAAAAUUCUACAGGAAAGCGAAAAAACUAUUUGAAAUGGGAAGAUUACUUCAUGAGUGUUGCCCUUAUUUCUGCGCAACGUAGUAAAGAUCCAAAGACACAGGUCGGUGCCUGUAUUGUAAACGAAGAUAAACGAAUUGUUGGUGUCGGUUACAAUGGAUUUCCGUCCGGUGUGAGUGAUAAUGAAUUCUCAUGGAAUAAACCAUACAAACACUUGUACGUGGUACAUGCUGAGGAAAACGCUAUAAUUAUUCAAUUUUCAGCCGACUUAAAAAAUAGCACAAUUUAUGUGUCGUUGUUCCCAUGCAAUCGCUGUGCUCAAAUCAUCAUCCAAUCUAAAAUUGAAAAGAUCGUUUACAUGUCAGAUAAAAAAGCAGACACGGAAGAAGUGAAAGCAUCGAAAGAUAUGUUGGAUGCGGUUGGCAUUAAAUAUGAACAAUAUGAACCAUCGUGCAAGGGAUUGCAGUUAGAUUUAACAGAUUUUGAUAAUCAAAAAAUCGUGCAAUCUUGAUAAUCAACAUGCAUGAUCAAAAAGAAUUCAAAGGCAAAUGUUUAGUAUUGUUUAACUACUUUAAUGUAAAACACAAAACAUUCUUGAAUAAACAAUGAAAUUUCCAAUAUAAA
Molecule: messenger RNA, 3384 nt
Organism: Sitodiplosis mosellana (orange wheat blossom midge)
Lineage: Eukaryota; Metazoa; Arthropoda; Insecta; Diptera; Cecidomyiidae
Gene: mst
Product: protein misato
Exons: 3
Coding region: 90-1799 (569 amino acids)
Biological process (GO): mitochondrion distribution
Cellular component (GO): cytoplasm
Source: RefSeq, a predicted model, not a curated record